Messenger RNA from Zasmidium cellare ATCC 36951, 564 nucleotides. RefSeq lists its product as uncharacterized. NCBI's taxonomy places the organism in Eukaryota, Fungi, Ascomycota, Dothideomycetes, Mycosphaerellales, Mycosphaerellaceae. The coding region runs from base 1 to 564 and encodes 187 amino acids. The transcript has a single exon. The record is from RefSeq and is a predicted model, not a curated record.
AUGGACAUCCUCUUCCCUGACAAGAAGUCGCAGACGUCUGCGCCCUCCUCGACAAACGACUCCCCGGCCUCCACCUUCGACAAGAACAUCUCCAGCUGGCUGUCUUCCACCAGCUCGUCGGGAACGUCCUCGGUAACGUCGCCGUCAGCUGACUCGAACACUUCUCCGACCACCGCCGACACACUCAUCUCCCUGUUGAUGGACUACGUCUCCGCGGCGAACAACCGUACCUGGACCGAUUUCGAUGGUCUGGAACAAUACUUCCAUCCGUCUUUCACCACUGAAUGCCGAUUUACCUCCAAGUUGCAGACGUUUCCCGAAGGCAUCAAGACCCUGCAGGACCUUGUGGAGAUCUCGCCAACUUUUCACAUCAAGUUACACGAGGCUUCGGCCAAGAUCGACGAGCCCACGAGAACUGCUUUUGUCUUCAUCCAUUCUGACUGGGUUGGCGCUCCGCCCGGGAAUACGACCCAGAGCAUGCAAGUCUUCGAGUGGAGAUUCGUGGAUGGAAUGUGGCUCUGCUAUCGCUCGAACGUUAUGAGAGGUAUCGAUGAAGUUGUAUGA